CUUCCACCGUCCAGUCCAGCAGCUGUCGACAUAGGCUACAACGGAAAACAGGCGAUAUUGGAAGAUGGACUUGUCAGUCAUUCUCUUGGUUGUGAAUGUGGUUGUCCUUGUUGGAGCUUCAGAUGAGAAUACUCCCUCUCACUGGGGCGAUCAUUAUCCCAACUGCAAUAGGGACCGGCAGUCUCCAAUCAACAUCAACACUGAACACGUCAAGGGCAGAAACGACCUGAAGGAAUUCAACCUGGUCAAUUUUACUAAUAAGCAAACCAUGAAACUACUCAUCAAUAAUGGACACUCAGUGAAGUGUAAGCUGGAGGCCGGUGUGGUGGAGGUCAGUGGUGGAGGUCUCCCUGACGAGUACUCCACAAUUCAGUUUCACUUCCACUGGGGACGGGAGGACCUCGAGCACUUUCCUGGGUCGGAGCACUCCAUCGAUGGCCACAGAUACCCCAUGGAGAUGCAUAUUGUCAGUCUGAAGAAAGGCUAUAACGCAGCUCAGGCCAAAGCAGAUCCGGAGGGCCUAUCAGUGCUGGGAUUCUUUAUUGAUGUGAUGGAAGGGGAUGCAACAGGCAUGCCUGAAGUCUGGAAGAAUUUCUCCGACUUUGUGUCAGAAAUACCAAACAAGGGUGAUAAAACAAGUCUCUCCGCACUGAACAUCUCCAUUCAUGACUUACUGCUGGACGUCGACCUGACCAAGUACUACCGUUACAAUGGCUCACUGACCACGCCUGGAUGUGAUGAGGCUGUGGUUUGGACUGUUUUUCAACAGCCAAUCCGCAUCAGUGAAGAUCUGAUAAAGAAGUUUUCCAAAAUGACUGGGUUGAAUAACGUAUUCCGGCCUGUACAGCCACUAAAUGGCCGACACGUGUACACAACCGUGACUGAGAAUCACUCCUCUUCUCCCCCCUCAUGCCUCUUCUCCCUCCUUCUGGUCCUGUCGUCCCUCUUUGCUACUCUGUGGAUGAACCAGAUACAGUAGA
This is a messenger RNA of Alosa alosa (allis shad), 980 nucleotides long. Its product is annotated as carbonic anhydrase 4-like. Gene Ontology annotation, molecular function: zinc ion binding; carbonate dehydratase activity. Gene Ontology annotation, cellular component: plasma membrane. NCBI's taxonomy places the organism in Eukaryota, Metazoa, Chordata, Actinopteri, Clupeiformes, Clupeidae. The transcript is spliced from 8 exons. The record is from RefSeq and is a predicted model, not a curated record. Bases 65 to 979 code for a protein of 304 amino acids.